UGGGUCUGCAUCUUUCCUUUGAGAGACGAGACUGAUUCUUCUUGCCAGAUUCUUCAGGAGCAGCACAGCUUUCUCCAUGUUACAGCUCUCUUCCUACAGGUCACAGCUUCUCUUCUCUGCCAGGUUCAUCUACUGCUGCAGCCUUCUGGGUUGAUGCUUUACUUCUUGACCUGCCUCCUGAGUUGUUGCUUCUCUGUGCCAGGUUUCUGCCUAUUGACCACUAGGAGUGAGCAAAAUUCUCCACUAGCCCAGUUUCCAGGCUGGACCCAUGAUGGGAAGGGAUUAUUCUACAACUCAUACCCCCAACAUGAUGGAAAAAGUGAUGGUACAGAGACAUCCACUGAUCUCCACCAAAAGCUCUGCUAUUAUGUCUUGGGGACUGAUCAGUGAGAAGACAUUUUGUGUGCUGAGUUUCCUGAUGAGCCUAAAUGGAUGGGUGGUGCUGAGUUAUCUGAUGAUGGUUGCUAUGUCCUUUUAUCAAUAAGGGAAGGAUGUGAUCCAGUUAACCGACUCUGGUACUGUGAUCUACAGCAGGAACCGAAUGGCAUCACUGGAAUCUUGAAGUGGGUAAAGCUGAUUGACAACUUUGAUGGAGAAUAUGACUAUGUCACCAAUGAAGGGACAGUGUUCACGUUCAAGACCAAUCGCCAUUCUCCCAACUAUCGCCUGAUCAAUAUUGACUUCAUGGAUCCUGAUGAGUCUAAGUGGAAAGUGCUUGUUCCUGAGCAUGAGAAAGAUGUCUUAGAAUGGGUGGCUUGUAUCAGGUCCAACUUCUUGAUCUUAUGCUACCUCCAUGAUGUGAAGAACAUCCUGAAGCUCCAUAACCUGACCACCGGUGCUCUCCUCAAGCCCUUCCCACUUGAGGUUGGCAGUGUUGUGGGCUACAGUGGCCAGAAGAAGGACACUGAGAUCUUCUACCAGUUUACUUCCUUCUUAUCUCCAGGUAUCAUUUAUCACUGUGAUCUUACCAAAGAGAAGCUGGAGCCCAGAGUUUUCCGAGAAGUGACUGUAAAAGGAAUCAAUGCUUCUGAAUACCAGACAAUCCAGAUUUUCUACCCUAGCAAGGAUGGUACAAAGAUUCCCAUGUUCAUUGUGCAUAAAAAGGGCAUAAAAUUGGAUGGCUCUCAUCCUGCUUUUUUAUAUGGCUAUGGUGGCUUCAACAUUUCUAUCACACCCACCUACAGUGUGUCCAGGCUUAUUUUUGUGAGGCACAUGGGUGGCAUCCUUGCAGUGGCCAACAUCAGAGGAGGUGGCGAAUAUGGAGAGAUGUGGCAUAAAAGUGGUACCUUGGCCAACAAACAGAACUGCUUUGAUGACUUUCAGUGUGCUGCUGAGUAUCUGAUCAAGGAAGGUUACACGUCUCCAAAGAGGCUGAGUAUUAAUGGAGGUUCAAAUGGAGGCCUCUUAGUGGCUGCUUGUGCAAAUCAGCGUCCUGACCUCUUUGGUUGUAUUGCCCAAGUUGGAGUGAUGGACAUGCUUAAGUUCCAUAAAUACACCAUUGGGCAUGCCUGGACCACUGAUUAUGGAUGCUCAGAAAACAAGCAGCACUUUGAAUGGCUUGUCAAGUAUUCUCCAUUGCAUAAUGUGAAGUUACCGGAGGCAGAUGAUGUCCAGUACCCAUCCAUGCUGCUGCUUACCGCUGACCAUGAUGACCGUGUGGUCCCACUCCACUCUCUGAAAUUCAUUGCCACCCUGCAGUAUAUUGUGGGUCGCAGCCAGAAGCAAAGCAACCCCCUCCUCAUCCAUGUGGACACCAAAGCAGGCCAUGGGGCAGGGAAACCCACAACCAAAGUGAUAGAAGUUUCAGAUAUGUUUGCAUUCAUAGCACGGUGCCUGAACAUUGACUGGAUUCAGUAA
This is a messenger RNA of Oryctolagus cuniculus (rabbit), 1857 nucleotides long. Lineage: Eukaryota; Metazoa; Chordata; Mammalia; Lagomorpha; Leporidae. The record is from RefSeq and is a predicted model, not a curated record.